This is a messenger RNA of Australozyma saopauloensis, 1521 nucleotides long. RefSeq names its product translation initiation factor eIF2B subunit delta (gene GCD2). Lineage: Eukaryota; Fungi; Ascomycota; Pichiomycetes; Serinales; Metschnikowiaceae. The record is from RefSeq and is a predicted model, not a curated record. The transcript has a single exon. Bases 1 to 1521 code for a protein of 506 amino acids.
AUGUCCGAGACAAAGACCGAGGCGCCAAAAGCCGAGCCCGCCGAAAAGACUGCGGCCACCGAAGCCUCGACUCCAGCCCAGCUCUCCAACAAAGAGCUCAAAGAGCUCAAGAAGAAGGAGAAGGCUGCCAAGAGAGCGGCCCAAAAAGAAGCAGCCGGAAUCACCCCAGAACAACAACAGCAGAUCGCACAACAGAAGAUCGACAAGAAGAAGCAGCUGGCCACCAACACCAAUUUGAAGAAGCAGUUGAGCCAGGCCGUCUACAAAGAUGAAGAUAAGAAGAUCCCUGCUCUCUUCAGUCACCUUGAAACUCGGGAACAAAGAAACGCCUCGUCGCCCACGGUGUCACACAUUGUUCAUCCCGAGAUUCUCAAGCUCAGCUUGCAGUUUUCGAGCCAUAAGAUUUUGGGCAGCACUGCCCGUUUGCGUAGUGUGUUGCAAGUUUUCAAGAGCGUCAUCCGGGACUACAAGACGCCACAAAACACAACUUUGUCUAGACAUUUGACGGGCCACCUAUCGCAUCAGAUCGAGUAUCUCAAGAGUUCGAGACCCUUGUCUAUUUCCAUGGGAAAUGCGAUUCGUUGGCUCAAACAAGAGAUCUCGCACAUUUCUAUCGACACCUCCGAUGAAGAGGCUAAAAAGGGAUUGAUCUCCAGUAUUGACGAUUUCAUUAGAGAAAAGAUUGAUCUCUCUGACCAGCUCAUCAUCGAGAACUCGGCACAUCACAUCACUGAGGGCUGCACCGUCCUUACGUUCGGUCACUCCGAGGUCCUUUUGAAGUUAUUCCAAUACUGUGUCGUUGAGCAGAAGAAGUCUUUCAACUUGGUUGUUGUUGACUCGCACCCUCUUUUUGAGGGAAAAAAGCUCCUCAACAGCCUCUUCAGUACAAAGAUCACGGCUGAGGAGUCAGAGUCUGCAUCCAUUAGCAGCCGCGUCAGCUUGCCUGCUCCAUCCAUCACUUGUGACAUGCUUAAAAUUAGUUAUGUUCUCAUAAAUCUGUUGUCCUCUACUGUUCUUGAGGACGUUGAUGUUGCCUUCUUGGGUGCCCAUGCAAUGCUUUCCAACGGGCAUCUAUAUUCAAGAGUUGGAACUGCCAUGGUUGCCAUGAUGUGUCAUCGUAGAAAUAUACCAGUGUUAACUUGUUGUGAAUCCAUCAAGUUCUCUGACCGUGUGCAGCUAGAUUCUGUGACGGCGAACGAGCUAGCUGAUCCCGAGGAUUUAAUUAAUGAUGUCAACUCCAAGAAGCCUCCUCAAAGAAAAUUGUUAGCUUUGGAGCAGUUCAUGAAACAACGAGAGGAUCCGGCUAAAAAGGAGGCGCCAAAGAAGUCUAGUGAUACCAAAGAGGAAGUAUCUAAGGACACGGACAUUCUCAAGGACUGGAAGUCAAUUCCUCUGCUCAACAUUUUAAACAUCAUGUAUGAUUUGACUCCCCCCAUGUACAUCAACAAGGUUGUCACAGAGCUAGGCUCGCUUCCCCCUUCAUCUGUCCCUGUUAUUUUGAGAGAAUACAAAAGCUCGUGA